CAGCCCCAGUGCUCAGGCCAGCGUGACGUCACCAGGCAGAGAUGAGUUCCCAGUGGGGAUGGGGGAGGCUCCUGAACUGGGCUUUCCUUCCUCAAGCCUCAUCACUGUUCAGACACUCCUCCUCUUCCUCCUCCUCCUUCUCCUCCUGCUCCUCCUCCUCCUCUUUCUCCUCCUCCUGCCCUCCCUUCCCCCUUCUGCUGGGCCUGGAAUUGGGUUUGGGGCGGGUUCUGUUUCCAAAGCCAUCUCCAACAGGCCAGGCGGGUGAGGGCUCAUCCUCCACCCUGAGCCCAAAUUUUCCAAGGCUCCAGGCAGCACUUGGUCAGCCUGCUGCCCCGUGGGUCAGCAAGCUCGGAGUGCUGGGAGGAGAUCUCUGCAAAGGGAAGGCCUCGGAGGAUCAGGACAGCCACAGGCUCUUGCCAGGCAGGGACGUAGGUUUGUGAGCUCCCAACAGGAGCCUGGACUCCGAAGUCUUGAAGAUGGCCGGAAACUGCUCAUGGGAGGCUCACGCUACCAACCAGAACAAGAUGUGUCCUGGUAUGAGCGAGGCUCCGGAGUUCUACAGCAGAGGCUUCCUGACCAUCGAGCAGAUAGCCACGCCCCCUCCGCCCGCCAUCACAAACUACAUCUUCCUGCUGCUUUGCCUGUGUGGCCUGGUGGGUAACGGCCUGGUCCUCUGGUUUUUCGGCUUCUCCAUCAAGAGGACGCCCUUCUCCAUCUACUUCCUGCACCUGGCCAGCGCUGAUGGGGUCUACCUCUUCAGCAAGGCUGUGAUUGCCCUCCUGAACACGGGGGCCUUCCUGGGGUCCUUCCCUGACUAUGUGCGCAGGGUGUCCCGGAUCGUGGGGCUCUGCACGUUCUUCGCAGGUGUGAGCCUCCUGCCGGCCAUUAGCACCGAACGCUGCGUGUCCGUCGUCUUUCCCACCUGGUACUGGCGUCAGAGGCCCAAGCGCCUGUCUGCUGGAGUCUGUGCCCUGCUCUGGCUGCUGUCCUUCCUGGUUACCAGCAUCCACAACUACUUCUGCAUGUUCCUGGGCCGAGAGGCCUCAGGGACAGCCUGCCGCAACAUGGACAUCUCCUUGGGCAUCUUGCUGUUCUUUCUCUUCUGCCCACUCAUGGUACUCCCCUGCCUGGCACUCAUCCUGCAUGUGGAGUGCCGGGCACGGCGCCGCCAGCGCUCUGCCAAGCUCAACCAUGUGGUCCUGGCUAUUGUCUCUGUCUUCCUUGUGUCCUCCAUCUACUUGGGAAUCGAUUGGUUCCUCUUCUGGGUCUUCCAGAUCCCGGCCCCCUUCCCUGAGUACGUCACUGACUUGUGUAUCUGCAUCAAUAGCAGCGCCAAGCCCGUCGUCUACUUCCUGGCUGGGAGGGACAAGUCUCAGCGCCUGUGGGAACCUCUCAGGGUAGUCUUCCAACGGGCUCUACGGGAUGGUGCCGAGCCAGGGGAUACAGCUAGCAGCACACCUAACACAGUCACUAUGGAGAUGCAGUGCCCCUCUGGCAAUGCAUCAUGAGAGGCCAGGGUCUGGGGCAAGGCUGCAGCAGAGAGCGGCCAGUAGCUUCCAGAGACACUCUGCCCAAGAGCAGAAGAAGCAGGGCACCUGCCCCUGUGCCACCGGGGAGAAGAGCUGCCUCUAGCACAAGGCAUCUGCCUCUUGCCAGGCGUGGCCCAGAGACUGAGCAGCCACCUGUGGACAGACCCUGUGGCCUCUGCUCCCCAGCCAUUCUGCUUCUGUGACUCAUUGUACCAAAGUUGCUCUUACCAGUGUGGUGGGGUCCCUCCUCAACAGAAGUUCCUCAGUGGAGGUGAGCAGGAGGCCAUCUGCCUCUUCAGUCAUCCCUCCUCAAACGUGACUCAGUCACCGUCACCCCUACGGGGACAGCAGCCUCAGCUCUACCUGCAAGGAGUCGUCCAGCCUCCCAAGACAGCGUCUGAAUUAACCCGAGAGAAUGGUGCUAUCUGGAAGAGGGGCCUGUCCACCUGCCUCGUAGCCUGCAGACAAGUCCCUGUCCCUUUGAUGAGUCAGCUGGUGACUUGAACGGGGUAGGACUUGGCCCUGGCAAGCCAUGUGAGACAGGAAGGACCUUUUGCCUCUCUGGGUAGCUGACUGCUUUUCUGACACCCCCAGCCAGCUCUGGGCAGCUGACCACGCACUUGGUGUCUUUCAGGCCACUGUGGUCCAUUGUGGCAGCUCCCUACUAAGUCCCCAAACUCCAGUGCCCAUUUCAAAGUGGAUCUGGUUCCAUCCUGGCCCCCUGGGAGCUGCCACCAUGGUGUCAUUCGUCAUCCAGCACAGUGGCCUGUGUAGCCAAAGGAAGUUUUAUAACAGAUAAUAAAGUAUAUAUCAAUACACAUU
This is a messenger RNA of Peromyscus californicus insignis, 2351 nucleotides long. RefSeq names its product MAS related GPR family member F (gene Mrgprf). The record is from RefSeq and is a predicted model, not a curated record. The coding region runs from base 477 to 1508 and encodes 343 amino acids. Gene Ontology annotation, biological process: G protein-coupled receptor signaling pathway. Gene Ontology annotation, cellular component: membrane. The transcript has 3 exons. Lineage: Eukaryota; Metazoa; Chordata; Mammalia; Rodentia; Cricetidae. Gene Ontology annotation, molecular function: G protein-coupled receptor activity.